AUGGCGGAGGUGGACGCGCCGCCGGCCAAGAAGGCCAAACUGGAGGCGAGCUGCAGCGCCAACGACUGUAUCACCAUGUGCAUUGUGCGCAGCGCGGACGAGCUUGCGGCGCGUGAUGGCCCGACCUUUCCGCCCGCCUUCACGUACCACGCGUUCGGCAAAGACGAGCUCAUUCAGGGCUACACGGGUCUACGCAUCGAGCUCACCUUUGCCGCGCAGACGUUCGACUGUCUCGUUGAGAUUCAGUACGACUACAAGGACGACGAUGCGUGGGAUCUCUUUGCCAAGAUGCAGCCCUCUCUGCCAAGCGGCGCCACACAGGACAAGCCGACUUUCCUCAAAAUCCUCGCCGAUGGCGCCUCGUACCCGCCACCGGGUGCUCUUGUCCAGAGCUACAGCUUCAACGAGCAGGCCUUUGCGACGUCCUACUCGCUGCUGGACGCCCGUGGGCAAGCCUACUUGGACAAGAUGCAAAAGAUGUCGCUUUGGUUCAUCGAAGGGGCCGACGACAUUGACGUCUCGGACGCGCGCUGGUCUCUCUACACAAUGGUGCACAAGCGCAGCGAGGACGACGGCGACUAUACGCCUCUCGGAUACAUUACAAUGUUCACCUUCAACCUGCCGCAGCGUGCCAUGAUGACGUCCAAGCGCAUCUGCCAAGUGCUCGUCUUGCCGCCAUACCAGCGCCAGGGGCACGGCGAGCGGCUCGUGGCGCACAUUAUGACGGAAGCGAGGGCAAGUGACUCGCUUCACGAGAUCACUGUCGAAGAUCCUGUGCCAGGAUUUGCUCGGCUCCGUGACGUCGUCGACGUCAAGACGUGCUUGGAGCACGGCUUCUUUGUGGGCUCUGCGGCGUCGGGGCUCGGGACGAGCACGCAAAAAUGCACACCCGCCGACGUUGCCCACGUCAAGAAGGCACUCAAGCUCACGAAGCUCCAAGUGCAGCGCUGUUACGAGAUGCUCAAGCUGCGACAAGUGGACCGAUCAAACGAGGCGGCCUACAAGGCCUUCCGGCUCGAGGUCAAGCGCCGCCUCCACGCCCAGCACGCCGAGGACCUCGAGGCCGCGACGAGCGCCGAUCGCAAGAAAGCGCUGCUCGCCAACCUGUACGCCGACCUCGAGGCAGAGUACGACGCGGUUUUAACGCGCGCCAAGCUGCCAUAG
Saprolegnia diclina VS20 is the source of this 1164-nucleotide messenger RNA. RefSeq lists its product as hypothetical. Gene Ontology annotation, biological process: subtelomeric heterochromatin formation. Gene Ontology annotation, molecular function: histone H4 acetyltransferase activity. The transcript has 7 exons. The record is from RefSeq and is a predicted model, not a curated record. Lineage: Eukaryota; Oomycota; Saprolegniomycetes; Saprolegniales; Saprolegniaceae. Gene Ontology annotation, cellular component: nucleus. Bases 1 to 1164 code for a protein of 387 amino acids.